AUGGUAAAACGCAAGAAAAGAUACUUUACAUCACUUAUUAUAAUGGGAGUGCUCAUGCAGUAUCUAAAAAUCCAGGGAAAGAUGGCUGAGUAUUCUCUCCCAGUCGUUACGUCUGAUUUAAAAAUAGCAGCUGACUUUGGAUACAAAAUAAUGGAAAAAGGAGGAAACGCCGUGGAUGCAGCAGUUACAACGGCUAUUGUUGUGGGAAGCAUUAACGCAUUUGCCUCUGGCCUGGGCGGGGGCGGGUUUAUGCUUCUGAUGAAAGACGGGCAGUGCUCUGAGUACAACUUCCGAGAGAAAGCCCCCGGAUCAGCAAAACACGAGAACUACAAAUUGAAAGAAGACUCCAUGCGGGGGCCAAAGAGCAUUGCAAUUCCGCACGAGAUACUGGGCCUCUACACAGUGCACUCAGAGCACGGCCAUCUGCCGUGGAGCGAGCUCUUCACUGAUGCGAUACAGCUGCUGAAGGACGGGUUUAUUGUUCCCCCUGUUCUCGGCAGAAAAUUGGAGGAGUUUAGAGACAUAAUCUACAGCGAUCCAGGACUGAGAGAAACGUACGUGAAAAACGGCGUACUGGCAAAGGAGAAUGAUACAAUAAAAAGAGAGAAUUUAUCCAGAACACUUGAAAUAAUUUCGAAGAACCCAACUAGUUUUUAUUUAGGAAGCAUAGGAGAGUCUCUCCUCUCGUUCAUCAACAAAGAGCAGACUUACAUCACAAAAGAAGAGCUGGAAAAAUCAGAAGUGUUGAAAAAAAAAGUGAAAGCAGAAAUAAUCGACGGAGACACAGAGGUGUACACGGCAGGGCUCCCCACCACAGGAUACAUGCUGCGCAUCGCACUCGCUGUCCUAAAGAAGAUAAGAGCAAAGUACCACAUCACAUCCGAGGAAACACUCCAAAAGUAUCUGAUCAUAAUCUACAACGAACUAUUUAUGAUACGGACAAAGCUGGACGACCUGCAGGACGAAGCAGAAAACAUAAAGAGUCUUUUACUGCACACCGCACAGGAAGAGAUAGUCAGCAAGAUACUCAGAAAAAUAGAAAACAAAAAUGGCGCACCCUUUACGCCCUUCCAGAACAACUGCCUAGCUGAUCAUGGAACGACGCACAUAAACAUCAUCGAUAGAGAAGGCACGAUGGUCUCUCUUACCUCAACAAUAAACCAGUACUGGGGCUCAGGCAUGAUGGACCCUAAAACAGGAAUUAUUCUGAACAAUCAGAUUGAUGACUUCACUUUCAGGGACUUUUCGAAUGGAAGCGACAUCCAGUCUCUCUGCGAGGUGUCGCAGAACAACUGGAUAAAGCCGUACAAACAGCCGCUCUCGUCAGCAAUGCCGUCUUUCAUCAGAAUAGAAGACGCGUUUUAUGUCGUUGGGUCGUCAGGCGGCAUACGAAUACCUACCGCUGUGAUAUCAACUAUUUCCAGGAUUCUGAUAUCAAACCUAUCAGUAGAGGAUGCAAUAAACCAUCCAAGGCUGCACUACCAAGGCAGCAAUACAAUAAAAAUAGAGAACAACUAUGCAACACCGCCUCCCGACCUGGGCGUACUGUGGAACAUAAUCAGAGACACUCCCAGCACUAUCUCGAGCUGUGUCCACAUAAUAAAGUACAGUCCCCAUAGAAAAAGAGCAUAUGCCAUAGCAGACAGAAGGAAGCUGGCAGCUGUAACAGGUGCAAUAUUUGAAGAGAAUACAAUGUGCAUGUCUGGAAACGCAUUCUACGAAGACGUUACAUUCUCCAUUAUGAAGUUCAAGACACCUCUUGAGUUUUUGAAGAACUAA
Molecule: messenger RNA, 1779 nt
Organism: Nematocida minor
Lineage: Eukaryota; Fungi; Microsporidia
Product: gamma-glutamyltranspeptidase / glutathione hydrolase / leukotriene-C4 hydrolase
Exons: 1
Coding region: 1-1779 (592 amino acids)
Biological process (GO): glutathione catabolic process
Cellular component (GO): plasma membrane
Molecular function (GO): glutathione gamma-glutamate hydrolase
Source: RefSeq, a predicted model, not a curated record